Messenger RNA from Alternaria triticimaculans, 2655 nucleotides. RefSeq lists its product as uncharacterized. Bases 1 to 2655 code for a protein of 884 amino acids. The transcript is spliced from 4 exons. The record is from RefSeq and is a predicted model, not a curated record. NCBI's taxonomy places the organism in Eukaryota, Fungi, Ascomycota, Dothideomycetes, Pleosporales, Pleosporaceae.
AUGGUGAACCCGAAGAAAAGACCAGCUUCCGAGCAAGCACAGCCAGCCAAGUCAAAGGCAGUACGCCCAUCCGCAAAACGGCGGGUAGAACGGAGAAUAGCAGGAUAUCAAGAAUAUCUUAAGGGUAAUACGAAGGACUUUGUUCGUCACGAUCCAGCAACGGAAACGUUGCCCGAUCUACUCGCCUACGAUGAUGAAUUUAUGAAAGCCGAGAGGGCUUGCCUGGAGAUUCCACAAGACUUCAUCCUAGCUGUUAAGCCAGACAAGGACCCGCAACUAGCCGCAAGUCUCAGACCCAAACUCAACGAGGUGAUGGACGAGUACCAAAGCGAACCCGAGCGUGUGGCAGUCGUCGGCAAGACUGGGCAGGGGAAGUCGAAAUUGAUAGAUGCUAUCUUGGGCAUCGAUGGGAUUGCAAGAUCGGGAGCAAGCGGCGUGGCAACAACCCGCAUUCCAAUUGUAUAUUCACCACGUCGAGCGCACAUACAAACACCCUACGAGGUGAGACUGGAGCUUUCCGGCAAGAUCGACUGUCGAGAUUCAGUACAACAGCAUCUUGCCAAUCUUGUAGCGAACCUAAAAAGAUGCGCGGAAGGGCCCAUAGAGCUUGACGAUCAAGGCCAAGACAGUCUACGGGCGCUUCAGAAUCUGUUCAGCGACAUUCCAGAAUUCGCAUCGAACGAAUCUACUUGGACAUUCCUAGGAUAUGAUGUCAAUUCGCACAAAUUCUCAUCAGUAGCGAAGCAAAAGGAUGCGUUUGGCCAAUGCGUCAAGUGGGCUGAGGACCGGCGCCAGAGGAUCGCCAACAUGUCCGCACAGGGUAUCUACGCUACCAACGUGACGGAGCUGCGGAGAGAGCUCGCGCAAUUCAGCGACGAUCAAGCCAAGAUGGACGACACCAAACUUGGCUUCAACCCCUCUGCGCUCGUAGAGAGGAUUGAGGUCUUUGGUGACUUUCGGAUUCGCUACUCAAUCGGCGACUGCCCCGGACUACAGGACAUCAACAAGGCAAGCUUGUGCCCUUCCCAGGUUGACAUCGCUCAAGCUAACCUCGCUGAAGAAAUCACGAGAGCUGGCGAUAGCGCGUUUCUUGAUCACUUAAUUAAUGACCGUACUACAAGGAGACCCGAUCAACGCAUCAUCAUCGCCUUGACAAUGGGAGAGUCCAAUCUGGACCCAUCGGAUCGCAAAGAUGCAUCAUUCGACCAACAUGAGAAAGCUGAUCUCGACUGGCUAGCCGAACGUAAAGCAGAAACUCGGAGAAAGAAGGACAGCUACGCGCCAACAGACUAUGCGCAAAGAGACCACUGCGCCCGCGAGAUCGCUUUCAUGACCCUCGAAGAGAACGAAAUAUGUGCCCGAGAACGAGGUCGUCGCAUCAGCGACAGGCUGAGGGAAAGAUUCGCAAAGCAGAACGGAAAUUUGACAGUUAUGACGACUUCGGCAAAAGACUACAUGGAGCAUGUCGAGGGCUACCACCAGUACACCGACGAGCAUCUGCCGCUGUCCGUUGAGUCCACCCAAAUCCCCAGUCUAUGCAGGGAACUCGCCGCUAUCGCCAAUGAACGGCUGCAGAAAGACCUUCUUCGCUUUUACAGGCGAACACUACCCGAGCUCUUCAGCUAUAUCGAGCUCGCUUGCAGCACGACUUCCGGGCCGGUGCAGACAGGGCCCAGGUUCAACUUUGAAGAAUUCGCAUCCAAAUUGUUGAAGCCGCUCGAAGUCUUCCUCGACGUUUUCGAAAAUGAACUCAUCCUUCCGAGGAUUAAGAGCAUGAGAGAAGGAGUCGGCGAUUGGAAGAACGAAGGUCACCAUAACAUCAACAAUGUUUGGCGAAAGUUGCAUGGCAACGCCGUACGGUGCUACUUGAACAAGCUAGGCAACCACCGGACAAAGGGACUGCCGAGUUGCAGUUGGAACAUUACGCUUCUGGGUCCUGUCCAGAAGACGCUCGACCCGCUGUUCAAGGAGCUAAUCGCAGAAGCACCCUCCAGGCUGGGUAGCCUUGCAUACCAGCUAGAAGGAGUCGUGGACGACUUCCUGGAAGCCCUUCGCGUUGCCGCCGAACAGCUCGACAGCAAGAAUUUCGUAGCGAACCUUGACGACAAGAAACCGCAACUCUACAAGAUGUAUAAUGUUGUCGGCAAAGACCUCAUGAUAUUCCUUCGGCUGUUCCGAGGACGUCUUACUGAAGACGGCAACGGUGACUUCUUUCCCCAAAAAAUGAAACCGGUCUACACUGCCACAUUACGGGCAAAACCGGCGGGCAAGUUGACCAUGAAAGAGGUGCAGAUGCAGACACUGGAAGCGCGCAUAUGCGGAAAGAACAGUCCCUACGACCAAAUGGUCGACAUGUUUGAAACCGCUUGGAAAGCCAAGAAGAUAGCGUUGUUGGAGAUUGGCAGACAAGCUAUCGCAUUUCACAUAGCAGAGAUCAAGGCGUCGUACAAGCAACUCAGCACUCCUGAUCUGCAGGAUGAUGCCGUGACGCUGCUGCGCGCUGAGCUGGAGCGCAAGGUUGGCGUGGCGAGGGAACAGUGCAAGGGACCUAUUCUGACUUCUCUUCUGGAAUGCGGGCUUGAUCCGAACUUGAAGAAGGUGAAGAAGGAGAAGAAAGUGAAGAGAGAGAAGAAGGUCGCGAAGGUGGAGAAGUAG